Caenorhabditis auriculariae is the source of this 3575-nucleotide messenger RNA. The record is from the annotation of a GenBank genome assembly. Lineage: Eukaryota; Metazoa; Nematoda; Chromadorea; Rhabditida; Rhabditidae.
AUGUCGGACGUAUUUUUGAACUUCAUCGCCGGCGGCGUUGGCGGAUCCUGUACCGUCAUCGUUGGACAUCCGUUCGACACAGUCAAGGUAUGAUUUUUGAACGAAAAACGACUGUAUUCUUUGGAAUUGAAGAUUGAAACUGUAAACCGUCCAGAAAAGGAAAAUUUUGAUUUUAUUUUUUGACUAGUAGGAAUAAUUUAAAAAUCUCUCUCAACUUGACAAGGUUAUUGAAAUUCUCAAUGAAAAUGGAAAAUAUUACAAUAAGGAUUAGAUUUUUUUUUCUCAGGAAAAAGGAAAGAGACAAGAACUACAUAUCACUCUCUUGAAUUUGAACUGAAAAUCUAUGAAAUAAAGAAAAAAAAGCGAAAAAUUCUCAGGUGCGGCUUCAAACGAUGCCUGUCCCGAAACCUGGGGAGAAACCGUUGUUCACGGGUGCGCUGGACUGCGUCAAGCAGACAGUCGCGAAGGAAGGCUUUUUCGCCCUUUAUAAGGUAAUUUAUUCAAAUAAUCAUAUUUUUUUGUAAUCGACUAGGAAGUGAAAAAGAUCUUUUAAAGCUAUAACGAACAACCGCCUUUGGGGAACUCGAAGUCCAAACGUGUAGUUGAUCAAGUAGAAAGCAUGGUCUUACGGACCUUCGCCUCGUUCUUCUGCGCGUAGUCCAUCCAGUUGCGCCUUGACCAGCUCAGAAUGUAGCUGAUGUUGUAGCUGGAGCUUUGAGGCCGUCCUCUAGGUGGAAGCUUCGGAAUGAGAGCGGCCAAGAAGAGGGAAAACUACACGAAAUUAUCAAAGAAAUCCGAUUCCAUGCUAAAUGUUCCAGGGAAUGGCGGCUCCGUUGGUCGGAGUUUCCCCUCUUUUCGCCGUUUUCUUCGGAGGAUGCGCUGUUGGAAAGUACUUACAGCAGACGGAUCCUAGUUAGUUUUCUUUUUUUAUCGGAAAAAAUGGAUUCCUUGAAUUUAUUUCAAAAUAUAUAACCUCAAUUCAAAUAAGAGAGCUUCUGUAUUCUUGUAAUCGAAAAUUGGUCUUAGAAAUUUUUCAAAAGCGUAUUUCGUUUCAAAAAGUUAACAGAGAGUGGGACUCAUUUAGAAUUUUUAACAUUUUUGAAUAUUUCAACGAUAUUUUUGAGUUCAAUGGUGUUUUUGGUUAGAUGAAUACACAGUACUGGCCAUAAAUGUAUUUCAAAGUGGUUAUUCGAGCAUAACUUCUCUGAAGUUUCUGAUUCAAAAUCGUAGUUUCUUCGAAAAUAUGAUUUUUCGAACCUCAAGAGAAAAAUCUUCAUUUUCACGAUUUUUGGUUUUUGCUCUCAAAUCCGGUCUGACUUGAGCAAAUGAGUUUUUCUUUCGGGAAAAAGUAACUGCCUAGCAAUUUAAAAUCUGUGCGAAGUUUCAAGUCAUUUGAGCCACUUUCAGAAAAGUUAUGCUCGACUAACCUCUUUGCCUUUAUGGCCAGUACUGUAAGAGACAGGGAAAGAUAUAAGUUUGAAGAGUACAUUUUUUUUUUUUUUGAAUUAGGAAUUUCCCUAAAGUUCCAAAAAAAAAAUGUCUCAAGCUCUUUUAAUGAUUAACAUCGAAAGCUUUUUUAAAGUUAUUUCAUGCCGUGGAAGUUCUUCUUUUUUUUUGGCAUCUAUGUGAACACUCAAAAGCUUUUUUGAAUAAAUUAUAUCGAGCUCGAAGUUUCCAAAAAAGGAAGGAGCUUCUUUGAGACACAACUAGGCUGUAAGGUUAAUUGUUUGUUGUUGAAAUAUGAGAAAGAGCCGUCAAUUUCAUGCUUCCAGACCAAGAGAUGACAUUCGUGCAGAAUGCCAUCAGCGGAGGUCUUGCUGGCGUUUUCACGACCGCCGUCAUGGUUCCCGGGGAGCGCGUCAAAUGUCUUUUGCAGGUUUUUUUUUGAAAGUAAUAACAGUUGCGGGCAAAGUACAAGCGACCUUUUGAAAACCUGUAAAUAACAGUGCUUUUAGAGAUCGAUUUAUGAGUAGAACACUUCUGUGUACCGCCAGAAAAGAUACAAGGGAUUCUUGGUCACAACUUCUUUGUAGGGAGCUUAACUUUUCUGAAACUCUCGGAAGCUGAGUUUUUUUUUCUACUAAUUUUAUCUAAGGGUUACGAAUAACAGUUAUCACAACUCUAGGAAGUGUCAGAAAGAUUGAGCUCCAUACAACAAAGUUUUUAUUGAAAAAGAAGCGUUUUUUUUUCGUUUUUUUUUCUGACGGAACUUUCUGCUUUUAAAAUUUGACCGUUCCACUCGGAACAAACUAUAAAAAGAAAUUAUAUUUUUAAGACCUUUAAAACUAAAAAACAACCUAUUAAACAAAUCACGAGUUUUCAGGUGCAACAAGCGGGUAAUGCUUCAACUGGAGUCCAAUACAACGGCCCAGUUGACGUCAUCAAGAAGCUCUACAAACAGGGCGGUAUCGCCUCGAUUUACAGAGGAACUGCCGCGACUUUGCUCAGAGGUAUCCAUCGUAAAAGUAGGAAAGAUGGAAUUAAUGGAUUGUUCAGACAUUCCGGCCAGUGCCGCCUACUUAUCGGUGUACGAGUACCUGAAGAAAAAGUUCUCCGGGGAAGGAGCGCAGAGAACUCUGUCGCCUGGAGCGACGUUGAUGGCUGGAGGAUUGGCCGGAAUCGCCAAUUGGUCAGAUUUUUGGCUUCUUCUUUAGAUAAGAAAGUUUAACCUGAAUGCGAAGUUACUCAAAAAGAAGAAUGUAAUGGAAACUAAAUGAGUGUUUUUACUGAAAAUUUUGAAGAUCUAGCUUCUUUUUUCGCGUUUUUUGAAGGCCGAUGCUUACAUUUUUUGUGUUUUUCUUUCGAGGCCAAAAAAGAUUAUUUUUAAAGGUUUUAUAGCACUGAAAGGGUUUUUUGGAACUCUCCCUUAAGAAAUAAGGCGUUUUUCUCAUUUUGGGAGUUCAGGUCAGUUUGCAUACCUGCCGACGUGCUCAAAUCGCGGUUACAAACGGCUCCAGAAGGCAAAUACCCAGAUGGAAUCCGCGGCGUUUUCAGAGAGAUCAUCCGAGAAGAAGGACCCAAGGCGCUUUUCAAGGUAAUUUUUGUGUCUCUCAGUUUUUUUUUAUGGAGAUGCAAGAAGUUAUAAUUUUAUUCCACUGUUUCAUUUUUUUCUCUUUUUUUAUAAUUCUGACUUCAAAUUCCGUCAAUUUUUUUACAUCAGCAACGAUCUAGAAAAAAACGCCGACAUAUUUUUUUUUUCGCUAUAGAAAAACUUGUAAAAAAAUUUGAAUCUUAACGUACUAAAGAAAAAAAUGGUUGAUUUACGUGGAAAUUUUCACUGACUUGAUGAGGAUCCUGUUUUUGGAAAACUCUAUGUACAUCAAGUUCUUCUUUAUAGGCUGAAACGGAAUUUAUGUGAUUUUCAAAGAUCCAUUUCCUGAACUUAACUAUUCAUAGCACUUAUUGACUAAAAAUUUGUGAAUUUCCAGGGAUUCACGCCCGUGAUGUUGCGAGCCUUCCCGGCCAACGCGGCCUGUUUCUUCGGACUUGAACUGACUUUGGCCGCCUUCCGAUUCAUCGGCGUCGGAGGACAGCCUCCGAAAGUCGAAGACGUCGCCCUCGCCAACGCCGAAUAA